This is a messenger RNA of Diuraphis noxia (Russian wheat aphid), 877 nucleotides long. RefSeq lists its product as uncharacterized. NCBI's taxonomy places the organism in Eukaryota, Metazoa, Arthropoda, Insecta, Hemiptera, Aphididae. Gene Ontology annotation, cellular component: nucleus. The record is from RefSeq and is a predicted model, not a curated record.
CGUGCUUUUGUUUUGAUUAUCGUAUAUUUUGUAUUCUUGUACAAUGGCACGAAAAUUUAAAAGUAAAAAACAAAAAAAAGUAAAAGACGUAUUUGAACAAAUAUCCAAACGUGAUGAAGAGUUAAAAGGAAAAACUAACGAGCCUCCCAAAGAUCCUAAACGUCAAGAUGUGCCUCGAAGUUUACGUGAAUUUAUGCAACUAAAAAAAUUAGCAAAACGUAGUCAAAAAAAUUUAAACCAACCAUACAUUGAUAUAGGAAAUAGGUUUACAAAAAAUAAUCAAAAAUGUGCAUUUGAGCUAGAAGAAAAACCUGAACAAGUUCAUGUUAUUCGGGAAAGUGGAGUUGUUGCUACUGAAUCUGUAGCUGUUCAGACUACUAAAGAAAAAUUAGUACAAGCUAAACGAAAAAGACAACUAAAAACUAAACUAAAAAGGGAGAAAAAAAAAGAGAAAAAAAAGCAAAAACUUGAAGAAGUUACACAAAAUAAAGUAGAGCAUGCGACUGAAUAUGUAAAAGACAAUUUCGAAUUUGGAGAAACUGUUCAUUGUCCUCCAAAUUUGACUGUAAAACCAAGAAAAGCAGUUAUUAAUCAUUUUGAAAAUAGACCUGGUCGUAAAGAUGAUUUGUUCUUGAAGUCAAUGUUAGCAGAUACUGGAAAUUCUGCAAAAACAAAGAAAAUAAGUGAUGUCAUUCUAAAAAAACCUAGUAAAAGCGCAAUUCAACGAAAAGCAUUUACAGGCAAGCGUAAAGCAUUAUCUAUUUCUGACCGAAGGAUAAUAGAAAAAGAAAGAGAAUCGGCUGUGUUAGCAUACAGACAGUUAAAAAAAAAUGUAACCAAUAAAACUGAAUAAAAUCUGUAAUAUUUAUGUAAAAUA